This is a messenger RNA of Siniperca chuatsi (mandarin fish), 2314 nucleotides long. RefSeq names its product gastrin-releasing peptide receptor (gene grpr). Gene Ontology annotation, molecular function: G protein-coupled peptide receptor activity. The record is from RefSeq and is a predicted model, not a curated record. Gene Ontology annotation, biological process: G protein-coupled receptor signaling pathway. Lineage: Eukaryota; Metazoa; Chordata; Actinopteri; Centrarchiformes; Sinipercidae. The transcript has 4 exons. Gene Ontology annotation, cellular component: membrane. The coding region runs from base 54 to 1109 and encodes 351 amino acids.
UGUACCCAAACGCGUCGCGCAACGUCACUGCUCUCCAAAGCUCGGCACGGACGAUGUGGUUCACCGGCGUGGCAAUCGCUUCAGUUUACGGUGUAAUCAGCUUGUCGGGGCUAAUCGGCAACAUCACGCUCAUCAAGACCCUUUGCUCUGCCAAAUCCCUCCGUAAUGUGCCGAAUCUCUUCAUGUCGAGUCUGGCGCUGGGGGAUGUUUUACUGCUAGUGACCUGCGCUCCGGUGGAUGCCAGCCGCUACCUGUCAGAGGAGUGGCUGUUUGGGAGAGUGGGCUGUAAAGUCAUCCCGUUCAUUCAGCUCACCUCGGUUGGGGUGUCUGUGUUCACUCUCACAGCCCUCUCUGCUGACAGGUACAGGGCCAUUGUGAAGCCCCUGGAUAUACAAAAAUCAAGCACCAUUACCAGCAUUGUCCUGCGGGCGGCGCUCAUCUGGCUCUUCUCUCUGGUCCUGGCUAUCCCCGAGGCCAUCUUCUCUGACCUCCACACCUUCAACAUCACCUCCACUAAUGAGAGCUUUGUCACCUGCGCCCCAUAUCCCCAUGCUGGAGAACUGCACCCUAAGAUCCAUUCCAUGGCCUCCUUCCUCAUUUUCUAUGUCAUUCCCCUGCUGGUCAUAUCUGUGUACUACACCUUCAUCGCCCGGAGCCUGAUGAGGAGCACCUCCAACCUGCCUGUGGAGGGGAACGUGUAUACAAGACAACAGGUUGAAUCAAGAAAGCGCUUGGCCAAGACAGUGCUGGUAUUUGUUGGUCUCUUUGCAGUAUGCUGGCUUCCCAGUCACGUCAUCUACUUAUAUCGCUCCUAUCACUACUCCCAGGUGGACACUUCCCUGGUUCACUUUGUGUGCAGCGUUGUAGCUCGUAUCCUGGCCUUCACCAACUCCUGCCUCAACCCAUUUGCUCUUUACCUGCUGAGCAAGACCUUCCAGAAGCAGUUCAACCAGCAGCUGUGUUGUUGCUGUCGUAUGAUCCUCAAACGCUCCUCGCAGAACCUGACACAUUAUAACACACGUGUGACCUCUGUCCGCAGCACACAUCACUCCAUGGCGAGUCUGAGCAUAAUGAAUGGCAGACGGGUCUAUCAGGAAGACUGUGUUUAAGGGAAGUGUGUUUAUUUACAAAACACUGUGAUAAUAAGAACCUUGCAUAAUUGUACAGAUAAUCACUCCAGUGUUUAAAAAUUUCACUUCCAUAAAGUUUGGGGACUUUAUUAUAAAAAGAAUGGUCAGAGUCAAAGCAGAACUGGCCAGUAUAUUCUGACUUUGACUAAUUAGGCUAGUAUGGGUCUCUUAAAAUAAUGAAAGCCUGUGUCCUAGAAAAUACAUUUACACAUAUAAUACUAAUUUGUUUUACUGAUUACAUCUUGAUAGUAAUUGCUGCCUGGAUUAGGCAACCUUUAUUCCAAUGAAUAAGGUGCAAGUUUUUGUACCACAUGGUUGUCAUAAGGAGCGCACAAAGCAAAGGACUUUGACACCGUAGACUGGCGUUGGCACCCUGAGUCCCAUGUGUGUAGAUUUAGGCAACAAAAGCAACUUUGGUUAAGGGUAGGGAAAGAUGGUGGUUUCGGUUAAACGUUAAUGCUUAACAAAGUGCUGUGAGCGCCUGAACAUAGCUAUAGUUUAGUCAUGCUUUAGUUGCCAUAAGCAGAUAUAGUGGAACAAGACAAAGAGUCUACAGCCAUGCUAGCUGCUCUGGGAGGCUGUACUUUGGCACAGCAGUGCUUUGAGCUAAAUCCUAAUGUCAGUAUACUAAUAUGCUCAGGCUGACAAUGCUAACAGGUAUAAUAGGUAUAAUGUUUACCAUGUUCACCAUCUUAGUUUAGCAUAUUAGCAUGCUAACAUUUGCUAAUUAGCACUAAACACAAAGUACAGCUGAAGCUGAUGGGAAUGUCACUACUUUUGCUUUUAAAAUUUUGUUGAUGAUAUAUCGACUGUUGGCUACAAAUCUGCCAGACACGUUAAUUAACAAUGUGUCUUCAUUAUGUUGACAAAAAUGUAAUCCAUGCGGCAUUACGUUUCCUUUAAAACGUAUUUGCUGUUGCAAACUAGUAGUAUAUAAAUGAAACCAGUAUUGCCAACUUUUUUCCAAUGAAUGUAGCUAGCACUAGCUCCAAAAGUCGCUAGUUUAUGUCAUACGCUCAUUUGCAUUUUGAUGACAUCAUCACACAUUCAUUUACAUAAAGCUUAGUGCAGUAAAGGAAAGAUCACCUUAAUUUAAGACAUAUAAAACUUAGAGAAAUCUGUGGCUAAAUAAUCACAAACUCACUACAGGGACAUCAUGUAUUUUAAGUAAAAAAGUAAAAAAA